AUGACGAAUGCCUUACCACAAGUGAACCACAAAUGCCGUACCACAAAUGGUAAUUCUCAUCCCUUAGAUCUGUUUCCCAGCGGAGAAAGGCUGAAGGAAUUGGACAUGGCAUACGAGGGAGCAAUGGAUCUUUUAAGGAUCCUUGAUGAAGACGGUAUCAACAGAAGUAAAGGUCGAUCCAAACACAAGUCAAACGCUAAAAGAGACAUGGAAAAUGAAGUUGACAUGGCGUAUGAAGGGGCCAUGCAACUAAUUGCAAAUGGAAGUUAUAGCCAUAUUGCGUCCCGUGAUGGAAAUCAUGGCCCUAGCAACGGAGGAGCUGAUGUAGGAGGUGGAACACGGCAUACCUCUGCCAUACCUACUAAAUCAACACACCAGUCAAAGAAGAAUUUAGUAGCGCCCAAUGCUGCAAAUGCCUUGCCUAUAAUACCCCACCCACGGCGAGGGGCAUAA
Molecule: messenger RNA, 453 nt
Organism: Spodoptera littoralis (African cotton leafworm)
Lineage: Eukaryota; Metazoa; Arthropoda; Insecta; Lepidoptera; Noctuidae
Source: the annotation of a GenBank genome assembly